GGGUAGAGGAUUGAGUCAGGAUAGGCAACGGUGCGAGUAAACGGUGAGUAAGGUUCCGUCGCUCUACGGGGUAGAGGAUUGAGUCAGGAUAGGCAACGGUGCGUCUAAACGGUGAGUAAGGUUCCGUCGCUCUACGGGGUAGAGGAUUGAGUCAGGAUAGGCAACGGUGCGUGUAAUAAUUUUGGUUUCGCAAGCAAGCGUAUAUAUGCUAUGGUAGCUGCUUACCAUCAGGCGGACCAUACGCUUGUAUGCAACCCCUUUAUCAUAAAAAAAAACCUUAUUCGAUUGCAAAUCUACAGAAGCUACAUACAUUUCGUACAUUUUAAAUCUUAUUAUUUUACUUUUCUAUGAAAGUCUAUGUUAGAGUUUAAGUCCUUCUUGAAUGGUUUUUGAUUUACAGCUGGACUCGGUGAUGGUGCUGCAGUUGGGCCAUUAUUCCCAGUCGCCCCCGCGGGGAUUUGCACUGGAGGCAAAUAUUAAUAAACUCAUUGCCCCCUCUUCAAUAUUUUUAUUAACAUUUGCCUCCGAUGGCAAUCCCCGUGGGGGCGAAUGGGAAUAAAGGCAGACAGGCAGGACAUCCUCAGUCUAGCCCGCCAGUUAUUACAUUUUUCUUUAAUUUAACUUGGGAUUGCAUAUCUUAAGAACUUAAAUCAUACUAUUGUGCCAAAUACCUUACCAUAAUAGAAUGUUUUUAUAAGAAAAAAUAAGCAUUAGUUAGUCCGUCAAAGACUGAGAAAUAGAAAAUUCGGAAUUGUUACAUAGUUGAGUAUUUACCUAAUAUCCGGGUACGAAAACAAAAAAAGAAUAAUAAAUAUUGUCUAAGUAUGUUUUUUAGCAAUACAGAUAAACUUGUACAAAGUGUACACUGUGACCCCACUGUGGCUUUACGAUUAGAUAAUGUUCCAGAGAGCGAGAAGCGAGAUGUCAUCUCAUAUAGGUGUUAGUACAAACGUACUGGGAAAUAAUAACUCAAUGUUAUUUAUUUUGGUAGGCACUUGAAAUUAUGGUAUAAGUCGCGGCAUGAAACAGGUGGGCGGAAAGCUUCAAGAAAACUGUUAUUCUAAUUUUUGAAUAAGAUUUCGGGUCAACACGUCGUCAGUCAUUAUUCUCGAUUAAGUCAGAUUCCUUGGAUUAUUACCAGCGGGGAAGACUUUUAAGAUUUGUUUAAAUAAAUGAUGUGCCUUUUUCUUUUAUAGAUGUAAGGACUACUUGAUGUUCAUUUCAGAUAGUAGUACCAAAAUGAUGGUGCACCAAGCACUGUUGUGUGUGUGUGUCACCCACGCGGGUGAGUGAUGUGUGUGUGUGUGUGUAUGUGUGUGAAAAUUACAUAAAGUAAUAAAGUACAUUAGUUCAUGUAUUAGUCAGUAGUUACAUGAUUCCGAGUGAUUUCAUGAAAUAAAGCUAGGAGGGAAAUCACAACUAACUAAGUUUCUUGUCAGAUUUUUUAAUGUAAGGUUUUCCGCUGUGGGCUUUAAUGUUUAGAAGAAUAUUUAUAGGCAAUAUAAUUUAUUGCCUUUAUAGGCAAAGGCUCAGAUUUAAUUAAGGAGUUUCGACUUCCAUUUAAAAGAUUUCAGAAAAAGAAGAGCAAAAUUAAGACAAAUAAAAAACCAUACAAAAAAUAUCUUUAUUGUUUACAUAUUUGCUAAUUACCCCAAGCUGAUUUACUGGAAUAUUUUUAUUAGGUACAUUUAGCAUGUUGUUGACAUUCAAAGAUAAGAAUUAAUAUUAAUAAACAUUACUAAGAAAUAUUCGUAAAAAACAAACGCUUUUAGUUAAAUGCCCAACUAAGAAAACUAUAUAUCGUUCACCUAAGUUACAGAUAAACAAAUAUACUUAUGAAAAUCUAAAGAAAUUUUAUGUACAUGAGUAUAACCAUAAUACCAUCUUUUUUAAGUUUCUACAAUAUGGUAUAAUCAUGCUAUGCAAUAAAUCUUUGACUUUGUCCUGUCUGCCUUGGCGCUUCCAUGAACACUAAAAAAUACUAGAAGAUAUUGGACAUGGCCAAAGGCCAUUGGACACUGCCAUUAGGUAUCAGUCGUAUAGCAGUUCGUACAUCUGCCCAAAUAGCGGAAAGUACUGGUUUGAUCUGAACCACUAGAUAUUUUACUAAAAAUGCCUAAAAUGUUAAUAUUCAUAUUCGUUUCUUAGGGUUUCAAUAUUUUCACACAUGAAAUAAAACAAGUUUCAACGGUAUAGAUCCACUGAAUUAUUUAUUUAUGGCGAUUCACAUCCUUUUCAGGCAUUAUUCUGACGACGCAGCCUGAGAAGCAUGCGAAACGUCGUAAAUAAAAAAAUCAUUGCAUCUAUACCGUUGAAACUUGUUUAAUCUUAAUAUUUCUUAUAUUAAAGCUAACAAAGCUGAUAAAAUGAAAACAAUAUACAUCCAUCUUUGUUUACCGCGUUACCUACACACAAACAAUGUUAAUAUUGCUCAUCUAAAAAUACGCGUAUAAUGUAUUGGCUAUUUAAAAACAUAACUUGAGUCUUUAAGUCAUUUCGAUUUCUUAUUCUAGUGGUCGAGGUUCUUUGAGCAGUUGAAACUCUCGCGUGUAAUGUUUUGUGUUUUGUAAAUAGAUAAACUUAUCAUUUGAGUCAAUUAAAUAUCAUUAUUGUUCUUCUUUUUCCGAAUAAAUAUAAUUAUUACUUGUGUACCUAAUACCUAUAGUUACAUAAAAAAUAUGUCGAAUGAAGAUACAACAACGGUACCAGAGAUUUUACCGUGUUAUGAAGACCUCAAUGAAGAGCUUCAAAUGACCCAGCAACGAUCUUUAGCUCCAAACGACAACAUACCUUCUUCAAUAAAUGGCCAAGUGCUAUCAUUCAUUGAAUCAAAAAUAGAAAUUGAACUACAAAUAGCUGAUUUACGAUGGCAGCAGUUGAUGUUAGACAGACAACAUGCAGAAGAGGUUUUCAAAGCCAAGGAAAUUGCUUUAGAUGCAGAGAUCAGAUUAGCUGUGACGAAGCUAAAUGCAAGUCCACCUUCAUCAACUUUGUGCUUUGAAAACAAUAGAAAAAUGUUUUAUAAUGCAGCUGAAGAGAGAGCGAAUAAUCUGUUCGAGAAUGCGAGUGCUCCACCUGCUAAUGAAUCUGCUCCCGUCUCGUCCACGAUGUCUAUGCAAAAUAUGGCAUUACAGCCUCUUGUUAGUUCAGAUCCUGAUUUUUCAGGUCUCUCGCAGCUAUCAUCGUUGAACAAGGUUACUAUACACCCUGUGACUGCUCCUAGUUUGAAUGAGACCUAUAAGAUAUUAGACCCUGACGGAAGUGAGAUAUACCGUGUUGAAGUGUGCGUCGGGCAUGAUUUGAAAAGAGCAUUGCAGGGUAAAAUAAUCAACAAAGAACUUAAAGAGGUGGCAAACUUCCAUACAACCGAAAGUCGUACUAUGGAAUUGUUGGUUGGCAACAAGAAAGUAUUCGUGGUUAAACGACAGCCGGUUUUGUUUAAGCCAGUGUUGACAAUAAGUACUACGUACGGCAAAGUUAUUAUGAAAAUCAAAGGGCAGGGCUACGGUUCUAAUAAAUCAAUGUACACAGUCGAGACCGCCACUAAGGAGAAUAUCGGCUGCAUCAUCAAGAAUCUUAACACCAAUUCUCAACCCAGUAACGGAAGCUUUGACUAUCUGAACAGUGUAAUAAACUUCCAUCGUGAUCUAAAGGUUGUACUCAAGGCGGCUAUCGUUGCCUGCAGCUUUCUCAUUGUAAGCACCAAUCAUGCAGCGAUCCGCGGAAAAUUGCUGAAAGAGGAUCGAUCAGGUGGACGGAACGAAUAGGUCGUUAACGAUUAAUAUGCAUCGCUGAGACAUCGAACCCUUUUCUAGGAUGAAUUAGAGACUCCGAUGGAAGAUUUAGGAAGUAUGCGUUAGUUCUCUGUAUUUUGGUUCGUGUAUAAUUUAUUUUUGAUGGCAUUUUGUAACCUUGUGCUGUUAUAUUUCUAUUAAAUGUAGGUAACACAAACAAUUUGAUUAUGAGAGCGACUAUGGAAAAUGUUAUUCAACUGAACAGCUUGCCCUAUUUUAAAAAUAAGAGGGUUUUUUUUCUUAUAUUUUCCACUGCAUGUUAAAUACAUAUUUCAGUUAAUGAACUUGGAUUAUGCAUAGUUAAUAAGUAAAUGUUCUGAUAGUUCAUUAAUUUACAAUUCUACAAAUGUAAAUUUGUAAGAAAGGUAGGAAUUUAUUCACUAACAGAAACAAAAUCAACCACCAAAAUGAAUAGUCAAGUCACAGGACUCUAUUGACCAGGUGGUUAGCGUAUUCGGCCUUGGAUCGUGAAAGUUAACUAGCAACUUUCGCAAUGGUCGGUCAUUGGAUGGGGACCAAAAACUUAUUAUCUCGAGCUCCUCCGUGCUUCGAAAGGCAUAUUAAGCCGUGGGUCCCGGCUAUACCUGCAGUUGUUAGCACCCACCAAUCCUCACUGGGCCCCGUCGAUUAUUCCAUCCCCUUGGAGAUUCGGCCUUGGAUCGUGAAAGUUAAGCUAGCAACUUUCGCAAUGGUCGGUCAUUGGAUGGGGACCAAAAACUUAUUAUCUCAAGCUCCUCCGUGCUUCGAAAGGCAUAUUAAGCCGUGGGUCCCGGCUAUACCUGCAGUUGUUAGCACCCACCAAUCCUCACUGGGCCCGCGUGGUGGGUCAGGCCCCAGUCUCCCUAUUCCAUCCAUAGAGAAGGCCUGUACCCCUGCAGUGGGGUCGUUAAAAGGCUAGUGAUGAUGAUGAAUUCACUGUUUUGUAAGGUGGAAGUAACUUCUUUAAUCCUAUUAGCAACUUAUAGUUUAUUUGGAACUUUUGAAAUAUAUGAAAAAAAAAAUUAGUAUAGGAAAAGGACACGAGAUACGAGAACUCUGAUUUUUUUGUAAUGUUGUGUCGUCGUAUGAGAAGGUUUACUUUUUGUGAUUAUUAAGGUUAGGUUACAUUGUAUAACAAUAAAUAAUUAUGUUUUAC
Chilo suppressalis (striped riceborer) is the source of this 4929-nucleotide messenger RNA. The record is from the annotation of a GenBank genome assembly. Lineage: Eukaryota; Metazoa; Arthropoda; Insecta; Lepidoptera; Crambidae.